Messenger RNA from Trypanosoma brucei brucei TREU927, 327 nucleotides. RefSeq lists its product as hypothetical. The coding region runs from base 1 to 327 and encodes 108 amino acids. The transcript has a single exon. NCBI's taxonomy places the organism in Eukaryota, Euglenozoa, Kinetoplastea, Trypanosomatida, Trypanosomatidae. The record is from RefSeq and is a predicted model, not a curated record.
AUGAAACUGAAAGAGCUAAUAGGUUGGCUUACUUAUUGUCUUUCUGUGGGGAGGAAUGUUGAUGAUUUGUUAGGAGAAUAUUUCAGAUGCUUUUUUUAUUUACUAGAUGAGGACAUCAACUCGCCAGUUUUCGAAGGGAGUUUGUUGGUUGAAUCGUAUUAUGGAUCAGGCCAAAAGCAUGUUUUUCAGUGUUACGGACCGCUUGUGGCUGAAACACUAGAAUGUGUUGCCCUUUGUCUUGAGUAUGAAUUGGCUGUAAAGAUUGUUGUUGCAGUAUGUUUUCCUUCAGCAAAAAAAAUUUUCAAUGAAAUUUGUAAUCCACUUUAA